AUGGACCCGCCUGAUCCCGGUGUCCCGGCCUCGCCACGGCCGAUCGAGGGCUCGGUAGCUCAGGAACGAAUUGAGCAGACCGAUGGCCCCGCGUCGGACGAACUAGGGGUACUGCGGGCGGGCCUCAUGAAUGCCAAAGCCCGGGCGGACGGGCCGGAGCCAGACCACCGUGUGGACAAGGACUUGUUGGACGAUAUUCACCUCGAAAGGCGAGACACCGACGAGAGCUGUAUCUCUCAGUUUUACCCCCAGCGAACCAACACCGGCUGGUCUUACGCUGGGUCCACGGCUACCGACCUGACGGACUUAAACAGUCCAGAUAUCGUCUUUGCUGGCGACUUGGAAGCCGCCGACAGCGAUUUUGAACCUGCUUCGUCCUCCCCACGGCGAGGCGCUUUUUUCCCUCGGCCAACAGCAUUUCAGAAGCGCCUACCCAUCCGGGCCCCGCCUUCGCCCUCCGAAACCGACAAACCUGGGGGUGCACCGGGCCCCCCCAAUGCAUCGCCCGAACCUUCCGUCCCACGUCACCGUCGGUUGGAGGAGAUAAUUCCACGCAAGUCAAGCCUCAGUAAAUCCGUGUCACCCGGCCCGGGCGGGCCUGCUCAAACCACGCAGAGAGAUGAACUACGGGUUGCUGAAUCUUUGCUAGAGGUGGACGAAGAGGAUGAAGAAGAGGAUACCAGAGGUGUGACUGGGUUUGACCGGCCUGUGGCGCGACACUUAGAAGUGGAACAUGAGGAAGAUGACGCACCAACACCUGGACGCACCACCCCGGACGGGGUGGGAUUAGUUGGCCUUGAAGCUUCGGUGGGCACAGUGACCCCUCGUGAGCGACUGAGCUCGAUUAGUAGCGGCAUAUCAGAGUCGUCGGCCGGCCAUGGCCAUCAGCAACCAACAUCAGGCCCGGGCGAUGAUUUGGUACACUCGGUGUGCGAUGCCCUUCUGUCCCGGGCGUUCGGCGUCGAACUUCAUGACCUCGCUGCUGUGGGGUCAGCCUCGGAUGCUUACGAUGCUGUGAGCUACUGCUUGGAUGAGCUUUCUCGCAUCGUUGGAAAUACUGGCCGUGGCAGGACAGGCCCGGCGAUCAGCGAGUCAACGCUAGGCGAUGCCGGUCAGAGGACAAUCCCAAUAUGGUCGGGCGGAGGGGCAUGGGCUGGAGGCAAUGGGGGCGGCGGGGGUCGGGGCAACGGGAAUUCUGGCCGGAAACGCUCCAAUGCUGGACACGACGACUCGGGGUCCGGGGAUGGUGCCGGUGAUUGUAGUCCUGGUGCUGGGAAGCGACAGAAGAUUUCAACUGCGGGCCACCAGGCUACCGACCUGCAGUUUAGCUGCCCCUUUCGCAAGAGGAACCCGGUGCGGUUCAAUGUCAGGGAGUCCCAGAGUUGCGCCGUCCAGCCCUUCCCGGAUAUGCCCCAGCUCAAACGACAUGUCAAGAAUUUCCACAAACAAUCGGCCACGCUCCCUUUCACCUGUCAGCGGUGUAGGUGUGCCAUGGGCUCGCAAAAGGCCUUAGACGACCACAUUUCUGUUGGCCGGGACCUUAUCUGCGACCCCCAGGCAGUACCGUCGAGCGCAGACCCAGAAGACGGCAUCACGGCAGGACUUGAAGAGGCCCUGAACGGGCGCAAGGCGGGUAGCAAGAUUGACUCCUGGGAGAGUUUGUGGAACUUGCUUUUCCCAAAGGAUCACGAGAUUCCUGAGCCUGAUUUUAUGCCCCCGGUCGAACUUGAUGAGGUUUACGCACGUUUAAACACCGGUCAGGUCGACUUCCAGCUGGAGUUGCGGAUCCAGGAAGCGCUGGAAUUGUAUAGCGACGCCAGAACAGUGCUUAACAUCUUCAGGAACCACUUAGACUCGGUUUUCGAAGCUUGUCGGAUCAGACCUGGGGGCGCUGCCAACCACCGCAGACGGUUGCGCGUCCAAACAUCGCGGCAGCUCGCUGUCCGCCAGGACACUGCACGACUCAUCCCUGGACGGCAAGGCUCGGGGCACUCUGAUAGUAGCUUGUCUUCGCCCAUUGCUACCCCUAAUAGCAACGGCGUCCUGGGGGGGCAUGCCGAGCUGAUGGCAGCGCCAGAGGUCCGACCACACCUGGCUCCGCCGUCGCCAUCGCCGUCUCUUGGUUAUGGUGGGACGGGUGCCAGCGACGUUAGGUCCCUGGGAACGGGCUUGUCUUUGGGCGGCGGCGCUCCGAGCCCGGGCGCAACCAGCCAAGGAGGAGGUGGCCAGAUUGGGAAACACAUUACAGCCCCGCCGGCAUUGACGCAAGUUGGCCUGGGGUUCGACAGCCUGGGGCAGAACGUGGGUGGAAUGGCGGCGGACCAAUUCGGGCAGUUGGCCCAUCUGGCCCAACAGGGGCAUUCCAACGCCCCAAGCCCCUUUUCCAACCAACAGGCCGCCGAGUUCCGGCCUGAUCUCUCAUUGGACACCCACAAUGUCUUUGCCAACUUCAACUUCGGGCCGUCGAUGGACGAUCUCGCGUUGCAGACCAUCACAGGGGACAUGCAGGACAUGCAGGACAUGCAAGAUCCCCAGGGCAUGCGGGGAAUACAAGGGCAGGUGUACUCGCCUUCGGUGAUUGUUCCGGCCAUUACGAACACAUUGUUCCGCAUGUCGGAGACGGAUGAUGAGGGUUUUGAGGUGGUACGUCGGGGCAGUGAAUGGAUGUGA
This is a messenger RNA of Dichotomopilus funicola, 2670 nucleotides long. RefSeq lists its product as uncharacterized. The record is from RefSeq and is a predicted model, not a curated record. The coding region runs from base 1 to 2670 and encodes 889 amino acids. NCBI's taxonomy places the organism in Eukaryota, Fungi, Ascomycota, Sordariomycetes, Sordariales, Chaetomiaceae. The transcript has 3 exons.